This is a messenger RNA of Clunio marinus, 999 nucleotides long. NCBI's taxonomy places the organism in Eukaryota, Metazoa, Arthropoda, Insecta, Diptera, Chironomidae. The record is from the annotation of a GenBank genome assembly.
AUGUUGGGCAACAUUUGUUUGCCGGAAUUUAACUUUUCAUUAAGUGGGAUGGAGGAAAGAAAAGAUUUCCGUUUACGUUCGAAAGCAAUUUGUGCUAUGGAAGAUGCAUUGAAAUUAUCUGACAACUUAGCAUUGGUGCAACCUUAUCUUGAUUCACUUCUUCGAACAUUGUUAUCAGCUGAAAAUCAUCCUGAUGUGUUAGAAGAUCGACGACGUGUCUUAUCGAAUUUAAUUUCUCGUCUACCACUCGAGAAUCUUGAAGAUCAUGUUUCACAAAUUGUCACUGGAUUGUGUCGACAAGGUGGAGCUGGUGCGAAUCUUGUGGCAAAGAAUUUAAUGCAGCGCCUUCCAACAGCUGCAAUUGUUCUUAAACUUUUAUCAAAUGAAUUUCUUCAAGCCAGAAGUUCAAAAUUUCGUGAAAAUGCACUCCAAAUGGUUAUUUAUGCCCUUUUGACGUUUCCCAGUACAUAUUUUGAUGUCGCCAAUUGUGUAGAACGCACAGCAAAAGCAGCAUUAGAUCGAAAAAAGCGAGUGAGACAGGCAGCUCUCGACGUUCUUGCUGUUCUUGGUCAAAUUAGUUCACCUAAAAUAGUAACUGAAGUAGUAACAAAAGUUGCCGAAUAUCGAAAAGAUGGACUGCUUCUUAUUGCUGCUGUUAAGGCUCGUUUAGCAAGAAAGCAAUUGCCACUUGUUCAUGCUGAUGGUGAUGUUCAAUAUGCACUUAAAGUUCCAACAUCAUCAAAUGUCGGUUCAGUGAUAAUGUUUGGAUCUGACAUUGAAUGGAUAUGUUCAGGAAGUGGGUCAGUUUCACCAACUUCAACGAAAAAUCGAUCAUACAAAAUUCAGGGACAAGACUCAGGAAGACCUUUCGAUGAAAGAAGGAUUACUGAUGGCUUAAAUCGAUACGCAAAUGGAAAUACUGGUACACCAACAAAAAAGAGUCCAUGGUCAAGAAUACCUGUGAAAAACAGCUCAGGCUCGGUGAGUUAUUGCACUUGA